UUAUUGCAGCAUUUUGUUUUCAGACAGAGAGUAGGCUGUAAGAGACCAGACGUGACCUCGACGGACGGACAGAGAUCAAGCUCCUCACGGUGAAAAUCAUGUUUAAACUCGCUGUGGUCGCUCUCGUGCUUCUCAGCGCCAGCUGUUUUGCCAAACAAUCUCCUCCAAAAGUGCAGGUGUACAGCCGCAACCCUGGAGAGUAUGGGAAGAAAAACGUGCUGAUCUGCUACGUCAGUGGCUUUCACCCCCCGGACAUCACCAUUGAGCUCCUGAAGAACGGGGUGGAGAUCCCGGGCAGCCAACAGACCGACCUGGCCUUCGAACAGGGCUGGCAGUUCCACCUGACCAAGUUUGUUGACUUCACCCCCCAGCCGGGAGAGCACUACAGCUGCAGAGUCCGACACAUGACCGACACAAAAUCCUACACGUGGGAACCUGACAUGUGAACAACAGUUCGUUCUCUCCAGCUAUUCUCCCUCACUUCAGACCUGCUUUGAUUUCAUUGUGUCCAGUGCUGGAGUUAAACUCUGCAGGACAGUUAGCAGAGCGGCCUCCUGCAGCGUUUAACUCCAGCACUAAUGAAGCGCUCCUGAACCGGGAUUGGACACCUCUGCUUCAGGAUAUAUGCUUCCUGUGUUGUAUAGACUGCAAUAUGUUUUCUUACACAUGAUGAAGAGAAGUUUCUAACUUUGUAUCUGUUUCAGUUUCUGUUGAUGUGUCAGGGUGACUGAUCUGCCUGCAGUGUAUAUCGGCACAUUUCUAAAAGCUUGGGUGUGGAAUUUCUUGCCUUGAUUUAGUCUUCAAAACUUCAGCACUUUGACAUAUUAAUGUCUUUGUAUAUUACUUAUUAAUGUUGUAUUAUGUGCUUAUUACGUAUAAAUGUGUUUUAAAUUUGAAGAUUCAGGAGAAGAGACUUGUUGAUUUGAGGGGCAUGCUUCUUGCAGUCAAACGUGUUUUUAGUGUUUAGUAGCCUCUAGCUUCCGGCAGACACUGCUUCUGGAAAGAUUUAAUGUCCCUGUUAAUAAAUCAGAGGUUCGCUGUAAAAAUCAGUGACAAAAGAUUACAAAUUUGAAAUUUAAGCCUAAAUCUGUUCAUGAUGUAUGAACAUCACUGACUCUAUAAUUCAUAAUGUCUUGUAAUUCGGUUCAAUAAAACAUUUUUCCUUAUUAA
Molecule: messenger RNA, 1170 nt
Organism: Cyprinus carpio (common carp)
Lineage: Eukaryota; Metazoa; Chordata; Actinopteri; Cypriniformes; Cyprinidae
Product: beta-2-microglobulin-like
Biological process (GO): peptide antigen assembly with MHC class II protein complex; immune response; antigen processing and presentation of exogenous peptide antigen via MHC class II
Cellular component (GO): MHC class I protein complex; MHC class II protein complex
Molecular function (GO): MHC class II protein complex binding
Source: RefSeq, a predicted model, not a curated record